AUGGAGUAGGAGAUAGAAAUUAAAAAUAGUGAAAAUUCAGCUACAAAAACAACUUAAGAAAAUAAAAAAAAUAAAAAUAAUUUUAAGCCAUUUAUAAAAAGAAAAGCUCUUCAUUCUAAGGCUAAUUUAAAUGAAUUGUAUGUUAAAAAUGAAACUCACAUAAGCAUUUAUAUAAAAAGAAUUCAUAAAUUGAUUAAAGAUGGAGCAAAAACUAUUAUCAUACAUGGAAUGACUGCGAGUAUACCGAAAUGCGUAUAAAUAGCUUUGCAUAUGAGAGAGUAUUACUCUGACAUAACAACUGAAAUAGAAACAGGUAGCGCUAACACAAUAAUAGAUCAUUUACCAGAAAAAAAGGUUUCAGAUGAAGAUGCAAGUGAAGAAGAAUAAAUGGAUAUCAAAAUUAGAUCUACUAUUCAUAUAACUCUCAAAAAAGAGCUAAAUUUUUGA
Molecule: messenger RNA, 447 nt
Organism: Tetrahymena thermophila SB210
Lineage: Eukaryota; Ciliophora; Oligohymenophorea; Hymenostomatida; Tetrahymenidae
Product: alba protein
Exons: 3
Biological process (GO): tRNA 5'-leader removal
Cellular component (GO): nucleolar ribonuclease P complex; ribonuclease MRP complex
Molecular function (GO): nucleic acid binding
Source: RefSeq, a predicted model, not a curated record